UGGCUAUGAAGAUCUACCUCCAAUCAUGAAAGACUUAAAUUUAGAUUACUUUGAGGAGGCAGCUAAAUUUGUGCAAAGUCAUCCAAAGGUCAAAGGUCCGAACAUUGGAGUGAUUGGUUCUGGCAAAGGGGCAGAGUUGGCACUUUCCAUGGCUAGCUUUCUCCCAAAUAUAGCUGCAGUUGUGAGCAUCAAUGGCUGCAUCUCUAACACAGCCGCUGCCCUCACAUGUGGUAGAUUAAUACUGCCAGGACUACCUUUUAACCUGAACAAAAUCUCUGCAACCAGUUCAGGGGUAUACGAUGUUAAAGAAGCUCUGGAGGAUCCUUUGGAUCCAGCCUAUCAGGAAAGCCGUAUCCCUCUUGAAAAAGCCUGUGCCCAUAUCCUUUUUAUCAUUGGAGAGGAUGACAGACAUUGGAAGAGCUCUGUUUAUGCUGACAUAGCUGUGAAGCACCUCACAAAGCACGGGAAGACAAAUUUCACUCUUUUAAGCUACCCUAAUGCUGGCCACAGAAUAGAUCCCCCUUAUAGCCCUUUUUUCUCGGCAGCCCUGGACCCUGUAUUGGGGGUGCCUGUUUUAGGAGGUGGGCAGCUCAAAGCUCACGCUGUUGCUCAGAUUGAGUCUUGGAAGAAGAUCUUGGAGUUUUUGCACUUGCAUCUAGGGUAAAGGCUUACAAACUGGACAGUCAAAUUUAGAAUGUG
Molecule: messenger RNA, 699 nt
Organism: Molossus molossus (Pallas's mastiff bat)
Lineage: Eukaryota; Metazoa; Chordata; Mammalia; Chiroptera; Molossidae
Product: acyl-coenzyme A thioesterase 1-like
Exons: 2
Coding region: 26-664 (212 amino acids)
Biological process (GO): acyl-CoA metabolic process; fatty acid metabolic process
Molecular function (GO): fatty acyl-CoA hydrolase activity
Source: RefSeq, a predicted model, not a curated record